This is a messenger RNA of Poecilia latipinna (sailfin molly), 1482 nucleotides long. Its product is annotated as equilibrative nucleoside transporter 1-like. The transcript is spliced from 7 exons. The coding region runs from base 94 to 858 and encodes 254 amino acids. Lineage: Eukaryota; Metazoa; Chordata; Actinopteri; Cyprinodontiformes; Poeciliidae. Gene Ontology annotation, molecular function: nucleoside transmembrane transporter activity. Gene Ontology annotation, cellular component: plasma membrane. Gene Ontology annotation, biological process: uridine transmembrane transport. The record is from RefSeq and is a predicted model, not a curated record.
UUUAAUGUCAUUUCGAAACAGUUCCUGUAUCGGUCACGUGACUUGCUGAAACCAAUACGAGCACCGACACGUUUUGGUCUAUGGGCUUGACGCAUGCGCCGACGCAUCGGUGUUGCCGGACCCAUCACUAGUGAGGAUAUUUGGAUCCUGGCAUCGUCAGUCUGCUUCACCUUCACCGUCACCAUCGGCACGUUUCCCGCGAUCACUGCCGACACGCGAUCCACGCUGGCCGAGGGAGGAACCUGGGAGCGCUACUUCGUCCCCGUCAGCUGCUUCCUGCUGUUCAACCUGAGCGACUGGACUGGGCGGAGCCUGACCGCCGUCUGCAUGUGGCCAGGUAAAGACAGCCCGGUGCUGCCGGCGGCCAUCUUGGCUCGCGUUGUCUUCGUACCUCUCUUCAUGCUGUGCAACGUUCAGCCCCGCCUCCAUCUGCCCGUCUUCUUCCAUCACGACGGCUUCUUCAUCGCCUUCAUGAUCCUCUUCGCCUUCAGCAACGGCUACCUGGCCAGCCUCUGCAUGUGCUACGGACCGAAGAACGUUCUUCCUCACGAAGCAGAAACCGCUGGAGCCAUCAUGGCGUUCUUCCUGGCUCUGGGAUUGGCUGCCGGAGCUGCUGUCUCCUUCCUGUUCAGAUACACCGAGGAUCAGGGCCGCGCUCUGGGACUGGGCGGCUGGGUGAAGAACACCCGACAGGGGACGGUGAUCGGCCAGAUCCAGGGACCGGCUCAGCAGGUCAACAGCAUGAAACUUUGGUUGAAGAACGUCGGCAGCCCGAGUUCUCGGAUUGACCGAGCCGUUUUCUCCAAUGAGAGAGACAUUUCUAAACUGGAGGUCCAGGGCUUCUCCACUCGCUACUGAGCGUGCUCAGACUAAUUAACAGCUUCAUUAGUAGUUACUAAAACUCUGCAGAGGAUGCAAACAAAUCUCAAACUAAAUGUAUUUCAGCUUGAUUUGCAAAUUGUUGGCAGAUAAAACAUUUAACCUCAGAUCGAUGAAACCUGUUCAAUGUGUGAUUGGACUGAUCAGAAUUCAUGGAUAAUUACGGCUGCAUCUUGUCAGUGGAAAUGCUGACUGGUUUCUGUGAUGUGCUGCUGUUGUUGUCAGGUUGGUCAGCUGCUCUCAUAAGCCUCCACAGCAUCAGAACAGCAGGAAGAUCCUUGAUGCUAGAGCUCAUCUACGUUUUAAUUUCCUGACCCUGAUCGGGUCUGGCUCAGCUUUGACCAGAUUAACAUGUUCUGGACAUUUGACUUUAAGGCAAAGGUUUGAUGUUGAAGACUAUCGGUGCUGAGCUCCAGAGUCCUCGGUGCAAAACAAUCAAAUCUUCACGUCUGUAGUUCAAUCAAGCUUCUCAACCUGCUGUUAUCUGCUGAGCAGAACCUAGAACGACCAGAAUCAGCCGUUAGCUAGAGCCUGACAGACGGCUCUUGUGCUGUAGUUUGUUCUCUCCUGGAAAGCUUUUAAUAAAUUUCUUAAUUCUUCUAA